AUGGCUGAUAAAGAUAAAAAGAACGAUAAAGGAUUGUUCGGUGGAAUAUUUAGUGGUGGCAAAAAACCGAAAGGAAGCAAAGGAAGUAAGCAAAAAGAGGAAAAAUCUGGGACAAUACAUGCAAAAACCAAAGUGUCCGUGAUCCAGCCUAUUAGUGAAGCGUUAGAAAAAGAAAUUGCGUCUUUAAAUGAUUUGCCGGAUACGGAAAUUACACGUCGAUUUGAAAAGAUGUUGGAUGAUAUGAAUCUGUCAGAAGCUCAUCGAGCGCCAAUACGUAUGCGUGUCCAAGAUAGACAAGGCAAAAUGGAAAUGCUAAUAUCACACAUGCGAAGAACAGGAGUUAUUGAUGACCAAGUAUCAACAGAUCGACCUCAAAGUCCGAAAGAUUAUGUUACAGUAUUGGAACGUUUAGACUCUUCAGAACAUUUACUGAAAACACUCUAUGCUUUGAGAGUAUCCUUAACUGGUCAACCGAUAAGCUGGCUGCAAGGUUUUGGUAUGGAAGGUGCAGAACAAAUUGUGAGGCAUCUGGAGCAAUGUUUGAAGAGUCAUGAUGUCGCUAUGGAAGCUCUAACAUUAGCCGCGGAAGAAAAAGGUGUUGGCAUUCAAAGAUUUGAACCCAUUAUACCAUGUUUAACCAAGGCAGAAAACCCUAGUGCCAAGAUUGCUUGUAUUCAAUUUGUUAACGCUAUUGUGGCAACACCAAGCGAUCUUUAUUUUCGAACACAUCUUCGAAAUGAAAUUAUGAAAAUUGGCUUCAGUGACGCUUUACAACCGUUGCGGGAAUUGGACAUAGAAGAUUUAACUGUACAAUUAGAUAUUUUCGAUGAGCACAGAGAGGAAGACUUCAUAGAGUUGUGCCAUCAUUUCGAUGAUGGUCUAGUAGACAAGGCGAAGGUUGAAGAAUUUGACUCUAAAAUAGGAGUCCUCGAGAGGCAGGUAGAAAUUCAAGAAACGAAGAGAUUAGAAGUGGAAACGAAAUUAAAUCAAGUGCAAGACAACUUAGUCAAGAGUACAGAGAAAUACGAAAGAGAAGUUAAGGAUUUACAGCAACAAUUGGUUGGAAGUGCAGAAGCACUAGCAAAGGCAAAACAGCAAAUUGAAUUGGCCGAAGCAAAGGUUGCCGAAUUGUCGAAAGCAAAUGCAUCUGCCAGUGCUGGACCACCACCGCCACCUUCUCCACCUGGAGGCCCAGAAAUGGCUGCACCUCCUCCACCACCUCCUCCGCCUGGAAUGGCUGCACCUCCUCCACCACCUCCGCCACCUGGAAUGGCUGCACCUCCUCCACCACCUCCACCUCCUGGAGCCCCUGGAAUGCCACCACCACCUCCUCCACCUCCUGGUGCUCCCGGAAUGCCACCACCACCACCUCCUGGAAUUCCUGGUGGCCCACCACCUCCACCAGGGUUUAUAAGGCCACCUUCGAAUGUCCCUGAGGGUGUAACACCAAAAAAGAAAUAUCCACGUGGAGUUCCAAUGAAAAGAUGUAACUGGACGAAGAUUAAUCCGCGUAAUAUCAAAAGGAACACGUUUUGGGCUGAAUGUAAAGAUUACAAAUACGAAAGCAACGAUUUAUUUGCUUCAUUAACAACAAACUUUGCAACAAAGCGUAUUGAAGCUAAGAAGACAACAUCAGAAGAUGUGACAGAUCAACCUAGCAAGAAAAGAAUUAAAGAACUACGAGUAUUGGACGGAAAAUCUGCACAAAAUCUUGCAAUUCUUAUAGGAGCAGUAAAAAUGGACUAUGGGCAAUUUAAGCAUGUGAUCUUAAGUGUAGAUGAAUCGCAGUUAUCUUUGCAAACAUUGCAGCAGUUGUCAAAAUAUUUACCAUCUGCAGAACAACUUGGGGUACUAUCAGAAUUAAAAUCAGAUUAUGACAAUCUUAAUGACAUGGAGCAAUUUGCUGUUGUGAUGUCAUCGAUCAAGAGAUUAGGUCCACGCUUGAAUAGUAUGAUAUUUAAAAUGAAGUUUAACGAAGAUAUAGCGGAUAUAAAACCGGAUAUUGUUAAUGUAUCAUCCGCUUGUAAUGAAGUUAAGUCUAGCCAAGGCUUUAAGAGGCUACUGGAAAUGGUAUUACUUAUCGGCAAUUAUAUGAACGCUGGCUCACGCAAUGAGCAGUCUUAUGGUUUCGAAUUAAACUUUUUAACAAAGCUAAGUAAUACAAAAUCGACGGACAACAAAAUGACUUUGUUACACUUCAUUACGAAAAUUGCUGAAGAAAAGUAUCCUGAUAUCUUCGCAUUCCAAUCCGAAUUAGUUCAUGUUGAAAAAGCUUCAAGGGUAUCGGAAGAUUUAGUCCAAGUGGCUUUAAAUUCCCUAAAUAAAGAAUUAAAAAAGCUAGAGGCUGAAGUAGAACACAGCGAACGAUUUACUGAUCCUGAAGAUCGAUUCCAUGAAGUCAUGUCGAUAUCCUAA
Messenger RNA from Trichoplax adhaerens, 2415 nucleotides. RefSeq lists its product as uncharacterized. NCBI's taxonomy places the organism in Eukaryota, Metazoa, Placozoa, Uniplacotomia, Trichoplacea, Trichoplacidae. Gene Ontology annotation, molecular function: small GTPase binding; microtubule binding; actin binding. The transcript is spliced from 21 exons. Gene Ontology annotation, biological process: actin filament polymerization; actin cytoskeleton organization. Gene Ontology annotation, cellular component: actin filament; cytoplasm. The coding region runs from base 1 to 2415 and encodes 804 amino acids. The record is from RefSeq and is a predicted model, not a curated record.